This is a messenger RNA of Balaenoptera musculus (blue whale), 3317 nucleotides long. It is a transcript of the gene LMAN2L, whose product is annotated as lectin, mannose binding 2 like. Gene Ontology annotation, cellular component: endoplasmic reticulum-Golgi intermediate compartment; Golgi membrane; endoplasmic reticulum membrane. Gene Ontology annotation, biological process: endoplasmic reticulum organization; Golgi organization; endoplasmic reticulum to Golgi vesicle-mediated transport. The record is from RefSeq and is a predicted model, not a curated record. Lineage: Eukaryota; Metazoa; Chordata; Mammalia; Artiodactyla; Balaenopteridae. The transcript is spliced from 9 exons. Gene Ontology annotation, molecular function: D-mannose binding. Bases 1124 to 1981 code for a protein of 285 amino acids.
AGAGCUUCGGGACCUGAGCUUGUCCGUAGAGGCGGGGGCGGUGAAGGGCUUCAUGGCCCCCAGGAUGCUGCCGGCUGUGGGUGGGGGCACCGGGGGCUCUCGCUGUGUUUGGGAGCCACGGGUACGAAGGGCAGGGGCCCGUUUACCCUCCUCCCACCCCGGAGUUAGCCCUGGAAGUUUCCAGCAGGUCGAAGCGGGCUCUCGGAUGCCACUAGCGCCGGGCCUGGAGGAAGGGGAGCUUAGAGUUGGACAGGAGGAAUGUGGGAAGGGGAGAGAACUGCGACUGAUGGGAGUGAUUGAGGGCCACUAGCAAUGAGCCGGGCUCCGGAUGGAGCUGUGGAUGUGCUAGAAAUAAAGCAGGCGGCAGAGCUAGGGUAGAACUUGGCCGGACUGAGAAGAUAAAAUUCUGCUGUCAGUUAAGACACCUGUUCUUCUCCAGUCCAGGAGCCCUAUUGAUGAAAGAGGCUGGUUAGCUUUGCUCUGUGUAGUGUUCGUAGGCCGCUAGGCACAGCUUAUCAACCAGAAAAUUUACAUGGAUAGCUACAAAGAAGACCAAAUCAGUGUAGAUGGCUUAAUUAACACAAGUCUGUUUCCCCGCUGGAGGAUAUGGGGACAGCAAACAAACAAAAUCACAAAGUGCAAGAGUAUAUACAGUGCUGCUAAGGGUGAUUAUUUACUUAGCAGAUGCAUCCAGUGCCUUCUCGUUGCUAAUACUGUGGGUUAUACAGACACAAAGUUCUCACUCUCAAGGGGCUGAUAGUCUGAGGUAAGGGGAAAAGUAGCUUCACGCUUGGAUUGUUCAAAGAAAGAAUGUGAUUAAGCCACAGAGCCCCAAAGGGUCAAGCUCUUUUGGUAUAACUGGGGAAAUUUUUUUAUUUCAUGGUGCUAAAAUUUACUCACAUACAAAAUGGGGAAGAAUGGAUCUGAGCUAUGGCUACUGUGGCAUGGAUAAAGUGACAGCUCUGAUGUGCUCUGGGGUCUUCACCUGAGAAAGUCUUUGUGAAAGGAAACUGUAAAGAUGGUAAGGAGUUGAGAUGUAAUGAGUGACAGAAGAUGGGAGAUCGAGUGACAUGAAAGGGGAAAAAAAGGUGUAGGCACAAGCAGUUCCUCCCUGUGGAAUCUGAUGGGCAAUGCCAUGGUGAUGACCCAGUAUAUCCGCCUUACCCCAGAUAUGCAAAGUAAACAGGGUGCCCUGUGGAACCGGGUGCCAUGUUUCCUGAGAGACUGGGAGUUGCAGGUGCACUUCAAAAUCCACGGACAAGGGAAGAAGAACCUGCACGGGGACGGCUUGGCGGUCUGGUACACGAGGGAUCGGAUGCAGCCAGGGCCUGUGUUUGGAAACAUGGACAAAUUUGUGGGGCUGGGAGUAUUUGUAGACACGUAUCCCAAUGAGGAGAAGCAGCAAGAGGCCCAGAAGAGGCGAUAUUCUCCCGGAGUCCAGCGGGUUUUCCCCUACAUCUCAGCCAUGGUGAACAAUGGCUCCCUCAGCUAUGAUCACGAGCGGGACGGGCGGCCUACAGAGCUGGGGGGCUGUACGGCCAUUGUCCGCAAUCUCCAUUAUGACACCUUCCUUGUGAUUCGCUAUGUCAAGAGGCAUUUGACGAUAAUGAUGGACAUCGAUGGCAAGCAUGAGUGGAGGGACUGCAUAGAGGUGCCCGGUGUCCGCCUGCCCCGGGGCUACUACUUCGGCACCUCCUCCAUCACUGGGGAUCUCUCGGACAACCAUGACGUCAUUUCCCUGAAGUUGUUUGAGCUGACGGUGGAGAGAACCCCAGAAGAGGAGAAGCUGCAUCGAGAUGUGUUCCUGCCCUCGGUGGACAACAUGAAACUGCCCGAGAUGACAGCCCCGCUGCCGCCCCUGAGUGGCCUGGCCCUCUUUCUCAUCGUCUUUUUCUCUUUGGUGUUUUCCGUAUUUGCCAUUGUCAUUGGGCUCAUACUCUACAACAAAUGGCAGGAUCAGAGCCGAAAGCGCUUCUACUGAGCCCUCCUGCGACCACGACCUCUGUGACUGUCACCCAGGAGUAUGGGAGGAGCAGGCACCAGCCUGAGCACAUAGCCAGGCGGGUCUUCUCUCGUCUCCAGCAGCUGGUCAGGGACUCGGUUCUGUCACUGGAGCUUUGAGUGCAGGGACGCUGCGUUCCCAUGGCCACCCAUGAGGAUGUCUAACUCUGGAUCAGGAAGCCCACCCCCCCGGGCAACGCUGCUGUGAUGUGCCUUUCCCCACAGUCCUGCCACUUGGGAGCAAAGAGGGAUGGAGAGAACAUAGGCUGUCAUGAUGCCAAAACCACUGGAAAGAGUUUCAUAGCCCAGGCUGCCUUGUUGUUGGGCUCAGAGGACCCUCGUACUUCAUUCUUAAAUCUGCAAAGACUAGAAAACUGAUAACUCCUCAUACCUUCCAGCCAUCCAUCCGCUGGUUUUUGCUUUUUGUCUAAGCCUCUCUCCACCUGAGGAGCUUUCCUUGGAAAUCUGGAUGGAAACUUCUUCCCUGCCUCGCCUUCCUCUCCCUCCAUUCAUUGUCCUCUGCAGAUGCAACCUGAGCUGGAAAAGACACCUGGCUGCCUCUCUAUUGGGGCCUGGGGCUGCAGAACAAACUUGAGUUUCACUGACCCUCAUUAGGUGGCCGUAGGGAGGGGGCAUUCUGCUGGGGCUCACUGCUCUAGCCUUUGUUCCUGCGGGUGGAUCUUGGUUCUGUUGGUGUGUUCAUGACCCUCGCAAUUAGGUCCCUUUAGGCCCUCAGCCAGGUUUGGCUGAAAGCUGGUGUGCAGGUCAAGAGAAGCUUGGGAGACGUCACGGAUGCAGUGGGACUAACUGUGAAACUGACUGCUCCACGUUUUGACACCGAAAGCAACAUCUGUCACAUGAUCUGACCACGUGGAGAUGUUUCUGGACUCUGGAGCCCGCUUAGCUGCAUGUUUUGUGUUCAUCAUAAUUUUUGGAAUCCUACUUAGAGUGUUCAAAAUGUAAGGAAACUUUCUUCUUAUAGCCUGAGCUUGGAUACUCCCCAAAGAGGAAACCUGGCUUCUCCUUCUUAACGGACAAGGAAUGGUUGUUGUAAAUCUGAAAGCAGUAGACCCCCGUCAUCUGUGCCUGGAAGAGUUCACUGCCAUUUGAGCAGCCGAGCCUGAGUGUCCUCCUCUGUGGGUCAGCCCUGAUUCCACUGCCUUACCUGAUGCGGGGUCACGUGCUGCUCACCUGUCUGCCCUGUGAUUCCAUUGCUAACAGGCCGGAGGCUCCCUGGAGGGCUUGGACUCUGAGCUCUCCUAGCCCUGUGCUCUGUAGCCUGAGGGAAAGUCUCAACAUGGCUGAUGGAAACCAAA